Messenger RNA from Manduca sexta (tobacco hornworm), 1893 nucleotides. RefSeq lists its product as uncharacterized. NCBI's taxonomy places the organism in Eukaryota, Metazoa, Arthropoda, Insecta, Lepidoptera, Sphingidae. The transcript has 5 exons. The record is from RefSeq and is a predicted model, not a curated record. The coding region runs from base 1310 to 1807 and encodes 165 amino acids.
AGUAAUAUAAUAGUUCGUUGAACUAUAGCGGCCAGAAAAACUAUGGUAGAAUGUUUAACACUCGAUGCUACUAUGUCGAAGGUAGCUUAAGGGAAUAGGGUGUGACGGCAUUAAUUGUAGUUUAAACAUGAUAGACACAUUUUUUUGAUAAAUUAAUGGUGAGGAAUUAGUUCAUAAUCUAAUACGGUAUAUAAGUAUAAGUAAGCAACAAUUUUGCGACUAUAGAUUGAGCUUGGAAGUGCAAUGAGAGCAAUCAUCCUUUUGUUGUGAUUUUUAUGAAUAUAUGUACUUAUUGAAAUACCUAAUUUCUUUAGUAUACAUUUCAUACAAAAUUAUUUAAAUGCCACGAUAAUAGAAGAUAGAUGAACCUAUUUUCUAGUCUGUCUACAAAUUAAGUGCUAUGGAAAAUAAUAAACACAGUUAAAUAACAAAUUUACGUAGAAUCGAUACUAUGGGUAAGUACUAUCUAAUUACCAAAUUCAAAAAAAAAAACGAAAACGAAACAAUGAAUAUCGUUAGAUUUGCCAAAUAAAUUUUAUUUACAUAUAAUAAUUCUGCAUCUUUUAAUCCAAAUUUUGUUACUGUUUUUGUACAUACUUCCAAGAUGUAAGAACGUGGUGACUUGAAACACAGGCCUUGCCUACAUCAGGCACCAUACUAUUUAAUACAUACAAUACAUAUGUACUUUUAAUAACAGCAUUAUUAUGAUGAUGAGAUAAUUACAAAAAUAAAUUAAAACCUGAUAAUAUUAGCUCAUCCAAUAGAUCUAAUUCAAAAGUCGAUAGAUAUGUAAUUAUAUUGUAGUGUAUUAUUUAUGUGAUAGCUGGCGAGUCUAUCGCUAUAUCGGAAACAUAUAUCGAAUCAUAUAACAUUGGUAAUAAAAUACUGCGACAAAAUGAGAUCGAUAAAAUAUUAUAGUUAUAAUACAUAGCGGUCAGUGGGGAGGCAGUGACCGUCACCUGUCGGGUCGUGUUGCCCACGUCCAGUUUCCAGCCUUCAGAUACAUUUUUCUUCUCAUUUGCAUAACGUUUUCUUCAAUAAUUAAUAGCCAUUGUUUAAUUUUUCAGACAACCAGGAUUUUCUUGGAAUAAUGGACGGUACAUACAAAAUGUGAGCACGACGAUAGUGGAAUUACGAGGCUGAAUAUAGAUAAAUAAAUUGAACUACAGGGACAGGACAUCACAGCCCUUUCCUAUGGGAGGCUAUCGGUAUAAAAGAGCCACCAUGGACCAAGGAAGGCCAGAGCUAACCAGCCCUCGUCCAGUAACAACAUCUACUGCAUCUCUACUGUACCACCACCGCCUCUAUCAUGCAAUCUCUCGUGUACCUCAUGCUGAUCAUCGCCGGUGGAGUCCUCGCCCACUACCGUGGCGUCUACGACUCCCGCAACCUCAUCGAGAGAGAAGAACGCAUGUUUGAUGGCGAUGUCGAAAUAGUGGAAUGUCCCGUGUGUGUCGACUCCGGACACUGGUUGCCAAGCAACGAAGAGUGCACCAUCCGCAAGGGCAACAAGAAGUACAAGAAGUGCGAGCUGGGCACUUACAUCAACGAAGUCUGCGGCAACCGACGCGACUGCUUCAGGGGUGCUGAAGAACAAUGCACUGAGAAAAUGGAAGUAGACAUCUACGGCCAGAAAUGCGGCGCUGGAUACUACUGCAACAAGCUCAUGGGCAUCUGCCAGGGUCUGGAAUACGUCCCCGACAGCACCCAGCAGUUCCUCCUGAACCCUCACCAUAGAUACUCCCUGCAGCGCAGCGGAAUCAAGACUCGUGCCGCAAACCACUUCCUGGACACCAUCAGGAAUUAAAAGCCACCAGGAACACCGAAACUACCCACCUAUGUUAUUCUUUUGAUCUCUAUAUCUAGUCAUUUGCUUGUAAUGAAACAUUCCAA